Molecule: messenger RNA, 537 nt
Organism: Didymodactylos carnosus
Lineage: Eukaryota; Metazoa; Rotifera; Eurotatoria; Philodinida; Philodinidae
Source: the annotation of a GenBank genome assembly
AUGUACGAUGCGCCGUUUUCAUUUCUCUGUUUGACGACGAUCGAUCGAACGCAAACGAUGUUUCGUCUUCUAUUCGCCAUCGUCUCCGUAUUAGCAGUGAUCAACGGCGUAAAAGCAGCCAAUCGACAUCGUGAGUAUACUCUGACCGUAGCAUACGCACAAAACUUCUCUUCUAUCAUACUGAUCAACGAUGCAUUUCCCGCUUCGCUUCUCGAAGUCGAACUGAAUGAUAUUCUCGUCAUUCAUGUGCGGAAUAAUUUACCAACCAACGAAGAAGUAACCAUUCACUUUCAUGGCAUGCUCAUGCGGCAAACGCCACGCAUGGAUGGUAUGGCAUACAUCACACAAAUACCCAUUCCUGGUGGUCGGCAAUUUACCCAUGUUUUUCAUGCUUAUCCGGCUGGUACGUACUUCUAUCAUUCACAUUCGAGUUUACAAGCUGUGACGGCCUUCGGUCCACUGCUGAUUCUUGAUAGUGAAAGACCGUGGAAACUACCCGAAGUACCGAGUGGUCCACUACUCUUUUCCGAUCAAUGA